ACAGUGCAAAACAAGUAACUUUUCAAAAGGUACACGCUUACCUUUUCUAGAUUCACCCUGACAACUUUUUUUUCUCCAAGAACGUUUUCUGGUACGAGGAGCGUCCAGUGAACAGCCAGCAUGUGGGAGUUCCGGUCCAUGACGUUUUGGCGGGCGGUCUUCGCCGAGUUCUUCGGGACCAUGUUCUUUGUGUUUUUCGGCAUGGGCGCCGCGCUGCGCUGGACAACCGGGCCUAACCACGUUUUGCAUGUGGCGCUGUGCUUCGGCUUGGCGGCUGCCACCAUGAUCCAGUCCAUCGGUCACAUCAGUGGCGGCCACAUUAACCCGGCCGUCACCUUCGCCUACCUGGUGGGUUCCCAGAUGUCCCUGUUCCGCGCCUUUUUCUACUGGGCUGCCCAGGUCCUGGGGGCCGUGGCUGGGGCCGCCGUGCUCUAUGGGGUCACCCCCAACAACAUGAGGGGCAACAUGGCUCUCAACACGGUAAGGCACCACCCACCCACCAAGUGCACAUCUCAAAUGGCACUGGGCCUAUUCCCUUUAUGGAGCAUUAUAUGGGAACUAAGGGGACAUUAUUGACCCAUAUCAGCUCAAAGCAGAAAAUAAAUAAAUUGGUAGGCUUCUUAAUGUUAAUGGAGAUUUAGAAUGGGUAGAGAUGAACAGGGAUUAGGGAAUCAUCAUGGAACCUACUGGUAACUACAGUUUCUACGGUACAAUGACCACAAUCUCACUGAGGCCAUAGUGGUGAGGCCCCUGAAUGUUUUACAGUUUGAGUCGAUAUGUGUUGCAUCAUUGAUUGAUUCAUUGCUGUCAUGUCCUGUUACAGGCCUUUAAAACCGAAUUGCAAAGCCACAACUAAUUGUACAAAUAAUAUACACUUUACUAGAAAGAGGACACACUUAUUUUACAAAGUAAGUUGUUCACAAAGGACCUCAAGUCUGAUGCAUUUUUUCUCCUCUGGCCGUCUACAGCUGCAGCCUGGUAUCAGCCUGGGCAUGGGCACCACAGUGGAGGUGUUCCUGACCAUGCAGCUGGUGAUAUGUAUCUUUGCCGUGACAGAUGAGAGGAGGAACGGACGCAUGGGCUCUGCUGCCCUGUCCAUCGGCUUCGCUGUCACCAUCGGACACCUCGUGGGGGUGAGCAACACAACACACACUUACACACACUGGUAGGAGAAAACACACGCAAUGCCCAAAACACUUCUACCCUAAUAGUGGAACACACACAAAAACAGACUUGCAUUGUGUACAACAGAAACAGACUGUAUUCUGAACGCCCUGUUAUCCUUCUCUGCUGUAGAUGUACUACACCGGUGCUGGAAUGAACCCUGCUAGGUCUUUCGCCCCCGCUGUACUCUUCAGGAACUUUGUAAACCACUGGGUAAGAAACACACAGUCAUACAUCAUAUAACGUAGAAUUUGAAAUACUUUUUACAAAUAUCUAAUAAUCGAAUCACAAUGGCGGAUUCAUAAUGUAGCUAAUACCAACCUCUAUCAGUGACAACAUUACAAGUUGCUUGUGCCAUAUCUUCAUGAUAACCUUUGUGUGUGUGUGUGUGUGUUGUUUCAGGUGUACUGGGUGGGUCCCAUGAUAGGAGGUGCUAUGGGAGCUCUUCUGUACGAUUUCAUGCUGUUCCCCCGUAUGCGCGGUCUGUCUGAGCGCCUGGCCACACUGAAGGGCAGCCAACCACCCGAGACGGAGACCCAGCAGGACACCCGCGGGGAGCCAAUCGAGCUCAAGACGCAAGCCCUAUAAACCUGCCCAUGUCUGGGGACAAGGGACGAGGGACAGGCCCUGUGUCCGCCAACCCCCACACUGCCCCCAUCCCAUCCCAUGAACAAGUAUACAGUCACUCUCACUGACUCACUAACUAACACACAGGCACAUGCAGAUUCAGACAUAUAUUGAUGCGCAAACUGUACUCACACACAGACACAGACAGGUUCACAACCUUCAACCUCAACAUUCAACGAGACUCCUCUCCCUCCAACCUCACUCAGUAUCCUGAACUGGACAUGAUGUUUGAUAGAGGUGACCAGUGCCUGCUCCAACAGUCCCACUACCUCCCCUCUCCUCCCCUCUUCUCCCCUCUCCUCCUCCUCCUCCACACCAAGUCUUCCCCUCACACACAGACUGAAGGACCUGACCUGUCAGCACAGAAGCAUGUG
Coregonus sp. 'balchen' is the source of this 2165-nucleotide messenger RNA. The record is from the annotation of a GenBank genome assembly. NCBI's taxonomy places the organism in Eukaryota, Metazoa, Chordata, Actinopteri, Salmoniformes, Salmonidae.